AUGCAAUUUCAAUCAUUCGAUGGUGAGGGCAAUCCAUCAUUUAUGCGUCGUCAUUAUCUAAUAGGUUACAUCUGGGGCUUAGUAUCAACAAUUCUUUUCAUAGUAACAUUGAUUAUCUUGAUUUCAAAAUGUUCAUCUGGAAAAUAUUACUCAACAAAAGUCCCAUCUAAAUCUAUAAUACCUAUCAAACAGUCCAUUAAUGAUACUAUCACAGGUGCAGCUGCACAUAAUGGCAAAGAGAAUCAUAUUCCUUCGAAAUACUUUACAGAAUUCGAUUUUUAUAAUGCCAAACCGACAAAAACACUCAAAAUUCUUGAAAACUUCCAAACAUACCAGCAGACUACCGAAUACUCAUGCGGACCUGCUGCAGCUUUGAUGGCUCUUAAUUAUUUAGGAAUUACAAACGUAUCGGAGAGGCAGCUUUCAGACUCGAUGUUCACCGGAUACCCAUGGAGAUUGAACAAUUUCAGUAAACUCGGCACAACUACAACAGAUAUGGCCAGAGUUUUAGGAACCUUCAAUGUUAACGUCGAAACAAAUGCAGGAGCUGUUGAACCACCAUGGUCCGAUGAAAUAGAGUUUACAAAAUGGAUUAAAAACGCAAUUGAGAACAAACAACCUGUUUUAUCAAAACAUGUUGACUGGGGAGGCCAUUGGGAAGUAAUUAUCGGCUACGAUGACAUGGGUACAGAAAGUUUCUCUGAUGACGUUCUUAUUAUCGCUGAUCCAUACGAUUCUUCUGAUCAUCGCCAGGAUGGAUACACAAUUUGGCCAAUGGAGAGAUACUAUUCACUUUGGCAUACUAAAAUGUCUGACCAGCCUCUUGAGGAAUAUUACUUCCAAUAUGUUAAGAUUUCUAAGAAAUAA
Trichomonas vaginalis G3 is the source of this 867-nucleotide messenger RNA. Its product is annotated as papain-like cysteine protease AvrRpt2. The coding region runs from base 1 to 867 and encodes 288 amino acids. NCBI's taxonomy places the organism in Eukaryota, Parabasalia, Trichomonadida, Trichomonadidae. The transcript has a single exon. The record is from RefSeq and is a predicted model, not a curated record.